UCUAGAUCCGCCUCUGUGUUUAAUGUGCGUUUUAUCGACCGGUGCCUGCGAGUGUGACGGUAUACGAGGUCAAACUUCACCACGUGAGAAUUUGUUUACUGUCGACAGAUUUUAUCUGUACCCAUCUGAAAAGAAAAUCGCCAGAUUUGGGGUAGUAUCGAGGUCAUCCCGGAGCAGACGAUAAUCAUCAAGAAUGGCUGAAGAGGCACCCAAGACCGGAAAAACAGUGGUGAUCGCCAUAGACGGAAGCGAGCACGCGAAGAAGGCGUUUGAGUGGUACAAGAACAAUGUAUACAAAGAUACAGAUAAAGUGGUUUUAGUCCAUGCUGUGGAAAUGCACGAAAUCCUAAACUCUCAGCAGUGGUAUGCCACUCCGUACAGCUUUGAUAAGGACACCCUAUUUGCGAUACUGGAGAAAGAAAAGGAGAAGGUGACGGCAAAGCUGGAGCAUUUUGCGCAGCUACUCAGAGAGUCCAAGAUAAACGGUACAGUGAAAAGUGUACAUUCUGCCAGUCCCGGUGAAGGGAUCUGCAAAAUGGCGAAGGAGGUAAAUGCUGACUUGGUUAUCACCGGAACACGUGGUUUGGGGAGUGUUCGUCGUACAUUGCUGGGUAGUGUUAGUGACUAUAUACUUCACCACGCCCACGUGCCCGUCAUUGUGUGCCGACAUUAACUUAGCAUUUCCCCAUGUCUCUUUUAUAAGAAAUUCCAUUCCUAAACCAUCUGCAUGGUACAAUCAUGUUAUUUGGUAUAGAUGACAUGUGGUUUUUAUAUGUCGUAUUUGUAACCAGGAAUAGCGUGUUAGGUUAUCAGUAUGUAUGUAUAUUUGUUUAAUGUUACAUUGGAAUCUGUGCAGCAAUAUGUUGAGGUCCGGUUGAAUUCUUUAUUAAAAAAAAAUUGAUGCCACGAAAUAGUAUUAUAUAGUAAUAAAUACUUAAAUGAAUA
Ostrea edulis (European flat oyster) is the source of this 945-nucleotide messenger RNA. Its product is annotated as universal stress protein Slr1101-like. The coding region runs from base 194 to 673 and encodes 159 amino acids. The transcript is spliced from 4 exons. The record is from RefSeq and is a predicted model, not a curated record. NCBI's taxonomy places the organism in Eukaryota, Metazoa, Mollusca, Bivalvia, Ostreida, Ostreidae.